Messenger RNA from Myxocyprinus asiaticus (Chinese sucker), 4846 nucleotides. RefSeq names its product E3 ubiquitin-protein ligase TRIM33-like. NCBI's taxonomy places the organism in Eukaryota, Metazoa, Chordata, Actinopteri, Cypriniformes, Catostomidae. The coding region runs from base 41 to 3667 and encodes 1208 amino acids. Gene Ontology annotation, molecular function: protein binding; zinc ion binding. The record is from RefSeq and is a predicted model, not a curated record. The transcript is spliced from 20 exons.
UCAGCGCGUUGUACGUCAGGCGGUUCAAAUAGGAGCAAAGAUGGCGGACAACAAAGGCCAAGAGUGUACGCAGAGCUCCGUCAACAUGGAGGUAGAAACUCCGACAGGAGAAGAAAACGGAGACAGCGGCGCGAAGGACCAAGAGCCGGUCGUUUUAAUCGACGCGGACCCGAAAAACGGAGGGGACGAGCUGAAACCUCAAGAGACCGUCUCCCUAGCGCUGACGACAUCCAGCACUAGCAACAGCAGCGGCGAAGCUCGAGACGGGACCCCGAAUGCCGAGAGCAGUGAGCAGCAGCCGCCGCCGCCGCCGCCCUCCUCCGCCUCCUCCUCCUCCUCCUCCUCCUCCUCAGCGGAAAGCACCACAGCUGGCGCAACACCCGCUCUCACCACCGAAAUGUCGCCUCCUCCACCAGCACCACCAGUAGCAUCUUCUUCCUCAACCCCUGCCGCCCCGAUAAGCCUGCUGGAUACGUGCGCUGUAUGUAAACAGAGUCUGCAGAACCGCGACUGUGAGCCCAAACUCCUGCCCUGUCUGCACUCUUUCUGCCUGAAGUGCAUCCCGCAGCCGGAGCGAAAGAUCACCGUCCCGGUGCAGGGCCCCCAUGGGCAGGACACUCAUAUUGUGAACGUCAUGCGUUGUACAGUGUGUCUUCAGGAGUACAAACAGACCGACAUGGUGGACAAUUAUUUUGUCAAGGACACGUCAGAAGCCACGAGCACUUCAGUGGAGAACUCUACACAGGUGUGCACCAGCUGUGAAGACAAUGCAACCGCUGUUGGAUUCUGUGUAGAAUGUGGGGAGUGGCUUUGUAAAACGUGCAUCGAAGCGCAUCAACGGGUCAAAUUCACCAAGGACCAUAAAAUACGCAAAAAAGAGGAAUUGUCUCCUGAGUCAGUCGGGACAUCAGGCCAGAGGCCAGUCUUCUGUCCAGUGCACAAACAAGAGGCCCUGAAGCUCUUCUGUGAGACAUGUGACACUUUAACCUGCAGAGACUGUCAACUGCUGGAGCAUAAAGAGCACAGGUAUCAGUUUCUAGAGGAAGCUUUUGAAAACCAGAAAGGCAUCAUCGAAACAUUCAUGGCUAAGUUGCAAGAGAAGAGAAACUUUGUGGAAUUCUCUGCAUCUCAGGUGCAAAACAGAAUCAGAGAAGUUGCUGAGACACAUAAGAAGGUAGAACAUGAAAUAAAGAUCUCAGUCUUUACUCUCAUCAAUGAAAUCAACAAGAAGGGCAAGUCUCUACUGCAGCAGCUGGAGAGUGUGACCAAAGAGAGAAGUGUGAAGCUGAUCAACCAGCAGAGGGACAUCAGCAUUCUGGCCCAGCAAAUCAUCCAUGUGCUUAACUUCACCAACUGGGCCAUCAGCAAUGGUAGCAGCACAGCCCUACUCUACAGCAAGAGACUGAUCACAUACCAGCUGCGGUUUAUUAUGAAGGCCCGUGUGGACCCAGUACCUCAAAAUAAUGGAGCAGUCCGGUUCUUCUGCGACCCCACCUUCUGGGCCAAGAAUGUGGUUAACCUUGGCAAUCUAGUUAUUGAGAAAGUGACACAUACUGCUCCUCCACCCAGCAUGAUGGUUGGUCAGCAAAUCUCUCCCAGUCACAAUCACCCAGGUAAGCACUCGGGACAGAUCAACCUGGCCCAGCUGAGGCUGCAGCACAUGCAGCAGGCUGCCAUUGCUCAGAAACAGCAGCAACAGCAGCAACAUCAACAACAUCAGCAGCAGCAGCAACAACAUCAGCAGCAGCAGCAACAACAUCAGCAGCAGCAGCAACACCAACAUCAGCAGCAGCAGCAACAACAACAUCAGCAGCAGCAGCAUCAACAUCAGCAACAGAUUCAGCAGCAGAUGCGCAUUGCCUCACAGAUGUCACAGCAUCCCAGACAAGGAGGACCUCCACAGAUGAUACAACAACCGCCUCCAAGGCUAAUUAGUAUGCAGUCCCUCCAGAGGGGCGGGGUUAAUGGCUCCUCCCACAUGUAUCCACCUCAUCACAUUCGCAUGGUGUCAGGGCAGAACCGCGUGCCCUCGGCGCAGCCCCGAGUCAACGGCCAUCCAUAUCCCAUGAUGCAGCCUCAACUUCAGAGACAGCACUCCAACCCUGGGCAUGCCGGGCCCUUCCCUGUGGCAUCUCUACACAAUGUAAGUGCUGCCAACCCCACCAGUCCAACCAGUGCCAGCAUGGCAAAUGCCCACAUUCACCGUGGCCCCACCAGCCCUAUCGUGGGCCCCAUAGAGCUCAUACCUUCAGUCACCAACCCGGAAAACCUGCCCUGCCUGCCCGACAUCCCUCCCAUUCAGCUUGAAGAUGCCGGUUCGAGUAUGCUGGAUAAUCUCUUGAGUCGAUAUAUUUCUGCUAGUUCAUAUCCCCCUGUUGGCCCCAACAGCAGUUUAAAUCCCUCACCAGGAUCCUCGACACAUUCCCCAGGAUCAUCAGGUUUAUCUAAUUCUCACACGCCAGCUCGUCCAUCUAGCACAUCAAGCACGGGCAGUCGGGGCAGUUGUGGUUCAGCUGGUAGACUUGGGCCAGGGAACAUGACCGUGGACCAGGUGAAGGUCAAACAGGAACCAGGAGUUGAGGAAGAAUGUAGCUAUUCUGGAUCAAAUGUCAAAACAGAGCACAGCAAAGAUGGCAGACGGAGUGCUUGCAUGAUGAGCAGCCCAGAAGGAAGCUUAACCCCCCCUCUUCCCAUUCUUGGCUCAGUGUCAACUGGUUCAGUCCAGGACAUUUUAAGAACACUUGGUGAGAAUGUUAAAUCCGAACCACAGAGUGAGAAGCUUUCGUCCUGCACAAACCCAAACUCUAGCACACCUUUAACCAAUGGGAAUGGAAGUCAGAUAAAGUCUUUGCUUUCACACCGGGGGAGCACUGCCAGUUCCCAGGCCACUGCUAAUGUCAACAGUCAGACCAGUACAGGGAAGGAGGACGACCCGAAUGAGGACUGGUGUGCAGUAUGUCAGAAUGGAGGAAGGCUGCUAUGCUGUGACCGCUGUCCUAAAGUCUUCCACGAAGAAUGCCAUAUCCCAAUGCUCAAAAGUUUGCCAAGCGGAGAUUGGAUGUGCACAUUGUGCCGAAGUCUCACAAACCCAGAGAUGGAAUACGACUGUGAUGAUAAUCCGUGCAGUAAGAAGGACAAGAGUGAGAUGGGAAUGAGUCCAGAAGACCAACGACGCUGUGAGCGUCUUCUGCUGUUUAUGUACUGUCAUGAGCUCAGUAUUGCAUUUAGAGAGCCUGUUUCCACAUCGGUACCCAAUUACUAUAAAAUAAUUAAGCAUCCAAUGGACUUGAAACUAAUGAAGAAGAAACUGGAGCAAAAACAUCCUCUGCAUUACAAGAGCCCCAAAGAGUUUGUGUCCGAUGCUCGUCUGGUCUUCACCAAUUGUGCCAAAUACAAUGAGAUGUCUCGAAUAAUCCAGGUUUAUGAUGAGGACAUACAGAAUAAUGUUCAGGCCGACUCGGAAGUAGCAGAGGCCGGAAAAGCUGUGAGCAUGUACUUCGAAGAAAAGCUGCUGGAGAUCUUUCCAGACCAAAUGUUCCCGCCUGCCGUGGAGGAGUCAAAACCCGAGGAUGAUAAGGAGGAUACGGAGGGCUCUGAUGAUGACGUUGUCCAACCAAAACGCAAACGUUUAAAAGUCGACCCUGAGAAGCUGAUGCAUAUAAAGUAAAAAAAUGAGAGAACUGAGCAAUUUGGAGAAAAAAGAAAGUGUCUUCCUUAAGACCACUGUCUUAUUCUGCUCUACGAUGGGUCAGAGAAUUCUGGAACUGAUGGAGUUCAGAUGUUUCGUUUAUUUCAUGUACUCCCCACCCUGGCAAUCCAUUGUAAAUGCUCCAAAUUAACUUUGAAACUUGCAUUGUGGAUGUCGGAGUGUGAAGGAUGAGGAUUUGUCUCCCCAGGGGGAAGUUAUUGGGUGUCAAUGAAAACACUUGUACAGAUUUAAAUAGGUUUUUGUUUUGGUCUGGUUAAGUAAAUAACAUCCUUUUUCUUGCAUUUUUUUUUUUUCUUAAAACUAUCUGUUAUAAAUGAUACACUCAUCUCUUCCGUUGUAUGAUAAAGUUGAACAUAUAUGGCCCAACUACCGCCUUUGCAUGUGUGUUCUGUUGCUCCUUCCUACUGAUAAUUCAGAUCUUUUAAAGAGGAGAAAGUUUUAUCAUUAUUUUCAAUAAAACAGUCACCCCUGUAUUGUUGGAAAGUGUUGAUCACAGACCCUUUGGCUUUGAAAAGAUGCAUAUAAAAUGGAUGUCUGUACCUUCUGACAAAACCCCACAAAAGUACCACUUUUUUCAAUGGAAAUGCAACUCUUAGAACAAUGUAUCCAUGAAGCAACUCUGAUCACGUGAAGCAGUGAGUACAUGCAUUGAUUAACAUUAAGACAUUAUGCAUUGCAUUCUUUGAAAAAAAAAAGAAAACUGCAGCAAUGCCAGUGGAAGGGUAUUAAGUAUUGCCUAAAGUGUAAACUUAUGGUUAUACAGUAUAAUACCAGUUAAAUGUUUGGACCCAUUCUGUAUUAUAACUGUUUCCCACAUUUUAGAAAACAAUGAAGUCAUCAACACUACAGAAUAACACAAAUGGGUGUAUGGGAAUUAUGUAGUAACCAAAAAAAAAAAAAAAAAAAAAAUUUAAAAACAUUUUAUAUUUCCAAAGUAUGAAAAAGUAGCCACCCUUUUGCUUGGAUUACAGCUCUGUACUAUCUGGGCAUUCUUUUGACCAACUUCAUGAGGUACAACCUGGGAUGCUUUUUAACAGUGUUAGAGUUCCCAUGUAUACUAGACUUUUGUUGGCUGCUUUUCCUUCAGUGUAGUCCAAUUAAAAAAAAAAAAAAAAAAAAAGUUUAAAUUACAAUGUC